UUUUUUUCAUUUCUGUUUUUCAUUUCCAAGGAGAUUUCUUUUUGCAGGUCAGGGAAAUUUCCCAAUUACCACACGUCAAAAUGCUUUAUCUCGUGGGUUUAGGUCUCGCGGAUGAAAAGGAUAUCACGGUGCGGGGGUUAGAAGUGGUCAAGAGCGCGUCCAGGGUAUACCUCGAAGCCUAUACAAGUAUACUGCUUGUCGACAAGGAAAAGCUAGAAGCUUUCUAUGGACGUUCUGUGAUUGUCGCAGAUCGUGAACUCGUUGAGACUGGCAGUGACGAGAUCCUUUAUGGAGCCACAGAUGUCGAUGUCGCUUUCCUCGUUGUGGGAGAUCCAUUCGGGGCAACGACGCAUACAGAUCUAGUCCUAAGAGCUCGCGAGCUUGGUAUUCAAACAAAGUCCAUCCCCAAUGCAUCGAUCAUGUCGGGUAUUGGCUGCACAGGCCUCCAACUCUAUAAUUUCGGCCAGACCGUGAGCAUGGUGUUCUUCACCGAAACAUGGAAACCCUCCUCAUACUACGACCGUGUGAAGGAAAAUGCAAGCUUAGGGCUACACACUCUGGUACUACUGGAUAUCAAAGUGAAAGAACAAUCGCUAGAAAAUAUGGCACGAGGAAGGAAGAUAUACGAGCCACCUCGAUACAUGACUGUCGCACAGUGCGCAAGCCAAAUGUUAGAAACGGAAGAAGAGCGAAAGGAAGGUGUCUACGGACCCGACAGCUUAGCCAUCGGCGCUGCUCGCGUUGGAGCUCCUGAUCAAGAACUUGUUGCUGGGACACUGAAGGAACUUGCAGAGGUUGAUAUGGGUCGGCCGCUUCAUAGUUUAGUGUUGCUUGGUAAAAGAGCGCAUGAUUUGGAGAAAGACUAUAUUCUGCAAUUUGCUGUGAAUAAGGAAACCUUCAAUACUGCCUGGAAGCAGGGAUAUGGUGCAAGCUGAUCUUUUAGCUAGAUUGUCAGCUACUAAUGUAUUAAAUCAUGUGGAUGAAAAAUGUUACGAAAACUUGCUAUAUUUAAUAU
Molecule: messenger RNA, 1015 nt
Organism: Talaromyces proteolyticus
Lineage: Eukaryota; Fungi; Ascomycota; Eurotiomycetes; Eurotiales; Trichocomaceae
Product: putative diphthine synthase
Exons: 3
Coding region: 81-935 (284 amino acids)
Biological process (GO): protein histidyl modification to diphthamide
Molecular function (GO): diphthine synthase activity
Source: RefSeq, a predicted model, not a curated record